AGGGUACCGCUUCCCAAAUCUGCCACUCUUAUACGGAGAGGACCGGUGGGGGACUACGCAGUUGGAGAGAUCUCCUGGAGUUGGAGGGCGCAUUGGGGGUUUCUCGAGGUCCACAGUUGAUUCUCUCGAGCCUGCCCUUGGGAUUCGUGCACGAAUGUAAAAGGUUCCGCGCUACCGCGUGUUGGGACGUUCAAGUUGUUCUAUAUACGUUUGCCGCGGUAGCGGCGGCAGAGGAGAGGUGGGAUCAGGCCUUUGGUGGCAGUGGUUUUGCUGCAAUGGAGGGGGACGAGGAGAAGAGCGGGGAUUUCUACGCGGUGCUGGGGCUGAAGAAAGAGGGCUCCAUGGCGGAGCUCAAGAAUGCGUACAAGAAGCUGGCGAUGAAGUGGCAUCCCGAUAAGUGUCCUGCGUCAGGCAAUAAGAUACGCAUGGAUAAAGCGAAGGAGAAGUUCCAGGAGAUCCAAAAAGCCUACUCUGUUCUCUCCGACUCCAACAAGCGAUUCCUGUACGAUGUCGGAGUUUACGACAAAGACGAUGAGGAAGAUGAAGAGGUAAGACGAAGACAACUUUUAAUUCGCAGUGAUCUCGUCGAUCCUUUUUUCAUCUCCUUGUGGUUUUCUAUGCAGGGGAUGGGGGACUUCAUUGGGGAGAUCGCGCAAAUGAUGAGCCAGUCCAAACCCAGCGGGAGCGGCCACGAGAGCUUGGAGGAGCUGCAUCGGCAGGUCGUGGAGAUGUUCCUCGACGAACUGGACGCCGGAGAUCGCUUCUCCUCGGCCAACCAAGGCGCGUCGUCCUGCGACGGCAGGGACGACGGCGGCGGUAACAAGCGUGGCAACUGGGCGGUGGACUGGGGCAAGGAGAAGCUGAACGAGUUGGGCCCGGGCACCGGCGGGUUCUGCUUCGGGGUGAGUCGCCGAGUCCACUCCUUUGAUCUUAUGAUAGACGUAGUCCACCUCAUCCAUUCUGAUCUGACUCUGGAAUAGCACAUUGCUGAUAUGACCUGCCAAAGUCGCCCAGCUGAUGUGGCGAAUUUUGGGUGGAUGGCCCUCCCCUUGCCUCACCCAUCACAGUAGAAGAAAUUCAUCAGUAUUUGUCACUGUACGGACUUCCUCGUGACUCUUUCACAUGCCCGUAAAGUUUAAUGAAUUCACGUAAAAGUUUCUCCAA
Musa acuminata AAA Group (dessert banana) is the source of this 1164-nucleotide messenger RNA. RefSeq lists its product as uncharacterized. The coding region runs from base 276 to 980 and encodes 234 amino acids. NCBI's taxonomy places the organism in Eukaryota, Viridiplantae, Streptophyta, Magnoliopsida, Zingiberales, Musaceae. The record is from RefSeq and is a predicted model, not a curated record. The transcript has 4 exons.